CGGUGUCACAGGGAAGCCCGGCGGAGCAGGCUCGGCCACAUCGCGGCCGCACGGGCACAGUCGCCCAGCCGAGUGCGGACCGUGCGCCGCCUUUGUCCGCCGGUGGCAGCUGGUCUCGCGGCCGCCGCCCGCGAUGGCCCCGCAGCAAGGCCGGCCGGCGCUGCCCGCCCGCUGCGAGCCGCCGGCGGCGCCGCCCGUACCGCCUCGCCGGGAGCGCGGGGGGCGCGGGGCGCGCGGGCCCGGGGUGUCCGGGGGUCGGGGGCGCGCGGGCGGCGCCGAGGGACGCGGCGUCAAGUGCGUGCUGGUCGGCGACGGCGCGGUGGGCAAGACCAGCCUGGUGGUCAGCUAUACCACCAACGGCUACCCCACCGAGUACAUCCCCACGGCCUUCGACAACUUCUCGGCUGUAGUGUCAGUAGAUGGGCGGCCUGUGAGACUCCAGCUCUGUGACACUGCAGGACAGGAUGAGUUUGACAAGCUGAGACCCCUCUGCUACACCAACACAGACAUCUUCCUGCUCUGCUUCAGCGUGGUGAGCCCCACGUCCUUCCAGAAUGUGGGCGAGAAGUGGGUCCCGGAGAUCCGGCGUCACUGCCCGAAGGCCCCCAUCAUCCUGGUGGGGACGCAGUCGGACCUCCGAGAAGACGUCAAAGUGCUCAUCGAACUGGACAAGUGCAAGGAGAAGCCGGUGCCCGAGGAGGCGGCGAGGCUGUGCGCAGAGGAGGUCAAAGCCGUCUCCUACAUCGAGUGCUCAGCCCUGACUCAGAAAAAUCUCAAAGAGGUUUUUGACGCCGCCAUUGUUGCUGGUAUCCAGCACUCAGAUUCCCAGCAGCAGCCAAAGAAGUCUAAAAGCAGGACCCCGGACAAGGUGCGGGACCUGUCCAAGUCCUGGUGGAGGAAGUACUGCUGCCUGGCCUGACUCUUGCAAACUGCUGGCUCUUAAGCUGCAACAACUCUUUAUGAAGUGGCUGUGGUCACAGGACGAGCCCUCAGAGCACCCCCUUCCGCCCUUAACUUCCUGGGCGUGUGAGCUCAGGGCUCAGAUUCAUAUGCAAAAUAGGUUUAAAAAAAUUUGAAAGUUAAGGUUUUUUUUUGUUGUUGUUUUUCUGUAAGUCUGGAAACUUAGAACUGUAGACCUCUGGAUUAAUUUAUAUUUCAUAUGAAAAGGGCUCUUCAAAGCUGGGUGUUAGCACGAAGUUCUGCUAUCGUACAGGACAAGGGAGAACGGAACCUUCUCCUGAUUAAGGGCUACGGAGUGCUCAGCGCAGGACCCGUGCGUGCCGGACCCGGUGAGAAUAAGCGUGAGCUUUGAAAUCACACAAACUGUCUCCGGUUUUUGUGAGAGCAAAAAAUCUGAGAAUGGCAAGGAGGGCCGUCUGCUUACAAAACCUCGUGCCCGUCCCUUCAGUUUACUCAGAUUCACUUAGGAUUUUAAAACAACCAAAACGUCCCACAGCCUACCGGCAUUGUGUUGACAGAACAGCACACUUGCUUGUUACGGUUUGUUGUUGUUUUAUCACACGACCAGCUGUGUUGCUAUGAAAAUGGUGGAGAAGCCUCUUGGGAGGCAGGUGCUGGGUGCCCAUCUGAUGUGCGUUUUCUUCACAGAGAAGCUCACGCUGAGAUCAGAGAGUGCUCUUAGCUCACUGAACUCCUGGCCUGUGCAGAGCAUCUGUGUCCUGCUGGCUGUCCAGGGGCUUUAAGCUGCUGUGCUCAUAUCAUCCCAUUUGCAAGGAAUUGGGCCACCUUGAAAGGCCAUAGUUGAUGGUGUGGGACACACACACACACAUGCAAGUCCACUGAAAUGCCUGCCUGUACACCACACACACACACACACACACACACACACACACACACUGGCUGGUUUGCUGAUGGAACCCUGAGACAUACAAGCAUGGUUGCAGGUGUCAGGGCGCCACACCUUCCUCUUCUUGACAUUUCUUUAGACAGACAUUUUGUAGGAUCUUAAUUUAUAUAUUUUUUUUCUGGUCAUCUUAAAAUGUGGGAUGAACACACUUUGAACCGCAGUGCCUUCAGGUCCUGUGACUAGGGAGGCACUGUGUUAGGGGCAGGUAAUGUGCAAGGCCUUACCCACCAGCGGCUUCUCGCUGGGCCAUGCUUGUGCCGCUCGUCCUUUAAGGCGAGGGUCGUAUGACCGACUGUUCUGAGACAGCCCUGGGUCGGGAAAGCUCUUUCACAGGGCUGUAGGUACUUCCAAGAUGCCAUAGGAACCAGACGGUGACUCACAGCUGUCAGUUUGCUGUGGGCAAGGAACCUCUUUUUGGCCACCUCGUGACAAAAUUUUCUGAGAAUUUUUUCUUACUAUUUAAAAAAAAAAAAUCAAUCUUACGUUUUUUCUAUAGAAAAAGUAAGAGAACAGACCAUACUUCAGGGUCAAAGACUUCUUCCUGCUGGUAAAUGGGACUGGAGACUUUCUAGAGUGUUUGGGAAUUCGACUAGCCACUUCUCCUGAGGUGCUUGUUCCCCCGUGGCCUGAGUGGCAACAUUGUUUCACUUCUGGGAACGCCUGUAACUGACCUAGUGACUGAGCUUAUCCUGUGGUGCGUGGUGCGUAGCUGUCUGGAAAGCCAGCCUACAAGUGGGGCUUUGCCUGCCCUGUGUACAGACGGUGGGUGGGGAAGAGUGAGUUAUUUAAUUUUAAAUGUUGUAAUAAAGCCAAUGUAGUUGAGACCCAGGAAAUGAGCAUUGAGAACACAAACUUGAAACCUGGUGCCGGGGCUGAUGGCCGUCACACCCUGCCUCUGGGCCACCGGGAAGUGACAGAAAGGACGCUGAGUGGUCAAGCUCUGGACACUCCUCUGGGAUGCGUACCCCUGGACUGCUCAUGCCACAAAUCUAGUGGGUUGACGCUGACCUGCAAGUUUUCGAUGUUCCUGCAUCCUAUGGAGUCAUAAGGUCUGACUGUACUUGAGGUUUUCCUGCAUUUUUCUUUUUGAAAAUAGAGGUUUGGGCUGAGAAAUCUAAAAGCAUGUGCCUGGGUGGGUGUAAACUCAGUUCUCUUCAAAACUGAAAAGAUGGCUGCAAUGUUCAGCUUGGUGUCUGGGGAGGAUCCUGUGAGCUGUGUGGAGAGGUGCCUCUUCAGCCUGAUUCUGUGUAGGCCGACUUACCUGAAACCCACACUGUAGCAGGCUUCAAAACCCUCACCUCAAAUGUGUGCAAGCAAACUUUCAAUAACUUUGCUUUCUGCUCAACAGACAUGUGAGCAGCUGCCCAGAAGUCUCAAGCCAAAAGGGGGGGCCACGCUCCUCUGCAGGUGCCUUACCAACCUGUGCUCUUCUCCCAUGUCAAAGAUGUUGGACAGGAUCUUGUACUUGAAAAAUGCUAUAAAUGAGUUGUUAUGAAAUAAAUUCUUGACCUGUGGAUA
Messenger RNA from Apodemus sylvaticus (European woodmouse), 3385 nucleotides. RefSeq names its product ras homolog family member U (gene Rhou). The record is from RefSeq and is a predicted model, not a curated record. Gene Ontology annotation, biological process: small GTPase-mediated signal transduction. Gene Ontology annotation, molecular function: GTPase activity; GTP binding. Bases 134 to 919 code for a protein of 261 amino acids. NCBI's taxonomy places the organism in Eukaryota, Metazoa, Chordata, Mammalia, Rodentia, Muridae. The transcript has 3 exons.